ACAGCGAUAGUCAUGUUUCAAGAGCUGCUAGUCAGUAGAAGAGAAAUUCAUUGUGGCAAUCGUGAAUUACCCAACUAGUUCAUGCGUGCUUAAGGACACGAAAAUCAUUUUACGGUAUCCUAUAUAGUUAAUGUUCCGAUUAGAGAAUAAAAGAAACACCACAUUUCCCUGAACCUGCCAACAUAGGCGCCGUUAAUGAGCUCCUUGAAGUAGAUGUCCAUGGCCAAUUUUGCGAUUCUCAGUCGAACAAUUCGAAAUCCUGUUUAGUGUACGCAGUCCGCGGUAAUGACAGCGAAUCCUGUCUGGAGGAAAACGCCUAUUUCAAUGUUUCUGGCUGUAGCAGCGUCUUGCCCAAGAAAGAAAAACUUUUGGCUUCGUCACCCUCAGUUAACGUUCUAGUGAUAUUAAAAAGCGACUUACUCAAAGUCAGUUCCAUGGUCAUAAACGCCUUAACAAUCCUGGAUAUUGUUCUUAGCCGCCGGACUAAACCUUGGAGAUUCCUUCUUCGCAUCCUAUACCGCGUGGGGCGGUCAAACCUCAAAUGGGGAUUGUUGUGGGCAGUUUUUCAGCUCUGGUCCCAUUUCGAGGGUAAUUGGUCGUCAGAUAUAAUUGAGGUCGACGUCGAGCAACUGCCUUUUUCUCCGAUUGUCCACCAAAUGCAGCAGAUAUGGAUCGCCCUUCAAUCCUAUCCGGUCUUAUUGGUGGUCACCUUUUUUAUUUACAACCUUGCCGUAAGCUGGAUUGUGCAUCGCUUAAACCAUCGAAACCGAAAUCACAACACUAUGACCGUUAACAGUACUCUGGAUCAUCAUACUAAUAUACAUUUGACUAAUGGUCCUAGAAACGUCAGAAGAAGAAUACUAUCUCGAUGGUCUCUGCUGAUCGACUGCUUCUUCAGACCUCUAUCCUUCGAUACGGCCAGUAAUUUAAUGGAUUUUGAACUGGAUGAAAAUGUGGAGCAGUUAAUUGAACGUCUAGCUUUGCCCAAUUUGUGGCUUACACCUACAGUACCAACCGAUUAUCUGAAUUACCUUCCUGUGUGGCGAUUCGACUGCUGGAGUCAAACUCCUGAAGAUCCUGUUGGUACGGAAUCGCAAACAUUCACCUCCGCAAUGUCUUCCAAUUACUCAGAAUCAAUCCCCGUUGACAAUCGAUGUUCCCUUUCAAACUUCCUUUGGAAUGACAACCAACCUCCACCCAACAUGAAAUGGAUUUCAAGUGCGGACUGUGCUAUCUGUUUGGACAGAUAUCGCUUCACCGUCGACGUAUGUGGUCUUCCAUGUGGCCAUCAGUUUCAUCAUAAUUGUAUAAUGGUUUGGCUACAGAGAGACAACCAUCAUUGCCCUAUAUGCAGAUGGCCAGCUUAUCAAAACAAAUAUCUAUCUAUUUAGCUUGAUCUCAUAUUUGUAAAAAACUCCAUCUAGUGCACUUUUUCUUUUAGCUUUCUUUUACAUUUAUAUCUCUUAUUAGUUUUACAUGUCUGUAUUUUUCGUUGUUUUAACGUAACCAAGUCCAUCCUUUAAGUAAGGCCAUUUCACUUUAACUAUUUAUUAAUUUUUUUUCAAUUCAUCGAUGUCAAAGUAUUUAAAGUCAGAAUGCCACCGCAGAGACGUUUGAGAUUUUUUAAUUUUUUGGGGGGAAGGGAUAGGUGCUGCUGCCUGUGAUAACGAGCAUGCAACGAACGAAACAAUUACUAAUGUGUAAAGACGCUUAAAUGUGACUUGUAAGCUAUUAUUGUUUUCAUUUUUUUGCCUUUUUGUAAGGGUAAAGAGUUUGGGACAUCAAUCGCAUCCUUCUUGAUAAUCUUAUCACUGUAAAAAGCGAAUCUCUAUGUAUUUCAUUUAAUAAACGAAUUUCUUAGCGGAAA
Molecule: messenger RNA, 1867 nt
Organism: Daphnia magna
Lineage: Eukaryota; Metazoa; Arthropoda; Branchiopoda; Diplostraca; Daphniidae
Product: E3 ubiquitin-protein ligase RNF103
Exons: 2
Coding region: 435-1391 (318 amino acids)
Biological process (GO): protein ubiquitination
Cellular component (GO): endoplasmic reticulum
Molecular function (GO): ubiquitin-protein transferase activity
Source: RefSeq, a predicted model, not a curated record